AUGGCAGACAAGAAAGAAAAGUCUAGCGCUCAAGCUACAGGAAGCACUGAAAUGGGAAGAUCUCAAGAAGAUGAAAUUUUAGCACAAAAUCCGAAACCUCAAAUCGCAUACAGGUCGUACCCUAAAUCCACAGACUGUUUCCUCGCUCAUCAUCUUCGUCACCAGAAGCUUCAGAUAACUCGUUCAGAGUUUCUUACCUCAUAG
This is a messenger RNA of Lactuca virosa, 204 nucleotides long. Lineage: Eukaryota; Viridiplantae; Streptophyta; Magnoliopsida; Asterales; Asteraceae. The record is from the annotation of a GenBank genome assembly.